UACCACUUUAGGCGGAAGCUGUAUGCAACCCGUCGAAAAGGGCAAUAUAGCACGAGGUUAUCACGCGUUUUACGACCUCAUCUUCCAGUUAUACAGCUUAGUCGAACUUUUUGGUCCUCGACCAAUCUCUUUUGUAUGAGUUUCCAAUUGCUAGAGUCGUGACGGGACGCGAUAUGAUCACGACCGUCACGGUCUCGACCCCGUGGUCGAUGUUGGACUCAGCGGAGGAUAUAUCGACACAGCGGACCUACGAGGAUGAGUUUAAGUACUUUAUCCAUCCGCAUUCUUAUGACAACGCACCAUCGCCUGCCCGCAAGCGCCAGAGGAUUGUUCCAGACACUGCAUUAGCUACCAGCAAUGAUACGACAUCAGCACAACCAUCCGCGCAGGAUGCGAUUCGCCUUCUAGUAUGCCGCCUUGUCAAUGAAGCUGUUCGCGAUGUAAAGUUUCGCCGACUACAGGUAGACAACCUUGCAGUACAGGUUGUUGGAGAGCUGGUAUCAAACAAAUCGUUUUGCAAAAGGAUUGCCACAUCUGAUGGCCACCUUGGCCAUAGAUUACGGCUCAAAGUAGAGCUCGCUGUUGAGAGUUUAGCAAUACAGCCUUGCUUUUGGUUGUCCGAUGACAUGAGAGGUAGCCAAUGCCUUGUACUAGAACACGACGAUUUCCUUUUCAAGUGCAUGCAACAGUGGUACUCGCUAGAUCGCCAGCCAGUUUUACAGUCGCUGCCCACAUUGGCGGUGCUACCCUCUCGUCGAAACGGGCCAAGGUCAAGGCCUUCAUCUCUGACAACAAAGACUAAUACAUCUCGCCACCAAAUCACUUCAAUACCUCAGCUGGUAUACAAGCCGUACCUAACUGUCAAAGAACGCAUGGCUAUUGCCCGCGGAGUGGCCCGCUACUCAGAUGCUGUUGAUCUAUUGACCAGCCCUCUCGUUUAUCAUGUGGAUUUUACAGAUGAAGAGAUUGGCGCCAUUGUCGAAACACUAGGGGGUACAUUCGAGCCAGGGGUGCCGCCAGCGAUCUUGUCAAAGCGGAAUACCAAGGGCAAUGUGCUGGCACUAGUCGGUCCUCGACUGCCACAUCGGACACAGGCCAGCAUUCGAAACUUUCUAAGUGAUGCUCAGGAUGGCAUCUACAAUUCCUCACAGAAUCGACACAUAUUAUCAAUCAAGAAACACACCUCUGCAAAACGCGGCCGCCGACUUGACGAUCUCCAGCCUCUUCUUCUUGCUCGAGAGUUGGAUGGCUUGAGGGGGUUUGGCCGAACCCGAACACGGUUCAACUUUCAGGCUGAGGUGGUAACCAUAUGGGACGACCAGCUCAGCGUUGUCUCGGAAUAUACAAACUGUGCUGGAGAUAUCUCGACUAUCUCGUGGCUGCCUGGUCACAGCUUUAUUUGCGGCACAACAACACACUCCGACUCGCAUAAUCAGCAAUACAACAAACAGGGCAAUCUGUUGCUUUGCUCUACUACAAAAAACCAACUUAAAGCCUUUGAUGACCAUCGAAUCCCACGACCAUUUGUCAUGUCUGGCGAAAACUCUACUGCGGCGAUGCGUGAAAGCCAAGACCCAUGGCUAUACUCAUCUGUCGUUUCUUCAGACUACGACGCCAUGACCAAGCAAGCAUUCACAUCCUCUUUUGACGGAACCGUCAAGUCAUGGACAGUAGACAAUGACGGUGUCCAUAUGAAGUCAACUUCCACCUGGCAACAACGAGGGCGAGUCAACUUUGUCGCCUGCGCAAAGGACGGUUCCGGGCUUGUUGCCGUCGCCGCCGAUGUACCAACCGACGCCAUCCGCAUAUACAACACCAAGGCCAGCGAUGAGGCAGACACCCUCCAUAUGUCACUGUCUUGUUCCAGAACCGAUGCCAAUGGAUCAGACCGCUGGGCAUACUUCCCUGCGACAUUGCAAUGGGGCAUUUGCCCAGCGUCCCAGCAUCUCCUUCUCAUUGGAUACUCUCCGCGAUCUCUGCGCGAUGGCGCUGACGACGAUAUCCCCGAGGAGAAGCGCAACACGGGCGAGAUUGCCCUCUGGGACACACGGCGCAAAUGUCGACUACUGGUCCAAGCAGCCACUACAGCAAACGUCUUUGAGGUGGCAUGGCAUCCCACGCUCUCCCGCUUCCUUGUCGCCACGUCCCCGUGCGGCGUAAUGGUCAACGGCAGGACCAAAACCCAAGUACAUAUCUUCCAGCAAGACAUUGACCGACCAUUCGACUGCUACACGGAAUUCCAGGCGCUCUCCUGUCCCGCUGUCGAUAUCAACGAGCUCACGUUCCGCCCAAACUCGCUCUUACACGCUUACGUCACGGCGGGCUGCACCGACGGCUGCGUCUAUGUCUGGGACACGGCCCAGGGCGACACGCCCGUUCAUGUCUUGCGCCAUGGAAAGCCCAUCGACGAAGUCCACGGCGACCGUGAACAUUUCGACACUGGAGUCAAGUUCACAGCCUGGUCCAGCUCCAGCGACAGGUUCUACACUGGCUCCAGCGAUGGCGUCGUCAAGGUCUGGAACGUGCGCAACCCAACACAACCAUUCCUUCGAGACCUCCUCAAGGCGCCGGCACCCAUAUCAUGUGGUGCGUUUUCUCCCGACUUUUCCUGGCUCGCCAUUGGCGACGCCUCAGGGCGAGUAUUUACAUUCUCUACUACUGGUGCUCGCGGGACAAUGUCCGAGGGUAUCAAGAUAGCAGGGACGAACCGUGUGAUUCGCCGUCCACGAACGUUUAUUCCGCAUCCCGAACCGCCAGCACAACCAGUUGAUGGGCAGGACAUAGAGGCAACAGCAGAACUUACCAGCGCGGAGAUGGCGCGGCAGUACCUGACCAACCACCAGCUCGUUCUGCAUCGCAACCGCGUCGUAGGAGCAGUUAAGGGGCCUGCGUACAUGACGACAAACCUGUUCCGUGCAGAUGCCCAUCUUGAUAGCGACCCGAACUUGCCGCUGUUGGCGGAGUAUGAGAAGCUGCAGCAGGAGACCCGGCACGCUAGCACUGGCGGCGUGGUGCGCAAGAUGCGUGUGCUGGACGAGUUGGUUGAGCCGCUCUCGCCCAUAUUGGAAUCCCUGCGUUGCCAGUUGCACAAGGUCAACUUGAGCAAAGACUUUGACCCGUCCUGUUUGUCUAGUGAAGAGGUGGCUGCUCUGAACAAGGAUGGCGUUGAGCUAGAGGCCGACUUUGGAUUCGACUACGACGACUGACGAUGUAACGAUAUAUGUAUUCAUACAACUUUGCAUUUAUAGCGCCUCGCAAGCGAGGACGGGCGUUUCUUUGGUAAUUUAACUGAUAUCCAGGGCAGAGGGGAUGGCUUACCCUACUUGUACAAUUAACGUUAAUUAGAGACGCAAUAGUUAAGUAACCUGGCGUGUAUUAGUAUCAGGCAUGGCACGAAAAAGGACAGCAGUGAAAGAAUUCGAUCUAUUACGAC
Molecule: messenger RNA, 3433 nt
Organism: [Torrubiella] hemipterigena
Lineage: Eukaryota; Fungi; Ascomycota; Sordariomycetes; Hypocreales; Clavicipitaceae
Source: the annotation of a GenBank genome assembly